GCCCCCGCCGAGCAGCAGCAUCCCCACCAGCCAGAAAACGUUGACAGAUCUCAGGUUUCAAAUCAGACGAACGCAUUGAAAACCCAAACCGCAUGGGUCGGAACCGACACUUCCAGCACCCAAACUGACUGGACCAGAGCCAAAGGCCCGCGAUCCACUAGAGCAGGUAUCCUGCUGAGGCGGUCCGGUUCUGCAGCAGAGAUCCGGAAUCCCAGCGGCUCCAUGAUCUGAGGUUGAUGAGGAUGAUGAUGAUGAUGAUGAGCUCUUCACCCACAGAGAAGAUGAAGAAGAAACCUCCAAAGGACAGUUUGACACUUCUGCCAUGUUUCUACUUUGUGGAGCUGCCCAUUGUGGCUUCUUCUAUGGUGUCGCUGUACUUCCUUGAGCUAACGGAUGUGGUGCAGCCGGCUCAGGUGGGUUUCCGGUGCCAUGACAGAGACCUCAGCAUGCCGUACGUGGAUGGAGGAGAUGAGCUGAUCCCGCUGCUGAUGCUGCUGAGCCUCGCCUUCGCCGGCCCAGCUGCUUCGAUCAUGCUGGUUGAAGCAGUGAUCUACUGCUUACAUCCCCACCUCAAGAUCCAUAGAGCUGAAGGAAGCAUCAAUGCUGGAGGCUGCAGCUUCAACUCGUUUUUGAGGAGGACUGUCCGCUUUGUAGGAGUGCAUGUGUUUGGGCUCUGUGCAACAGCGCUGCUCACUGACAUUAUCCAGUUAUCGACAGGUUACCAUGCCCCAUUCUUUCUCACCGUAUGUAAACCCAACUACACACUGGCAGGUGUGUCAUGUGAUCAAAAUGCUUACAUCACCAAAGAUAUCUGCUCAGGACAUGACCAGCACGCCAUUGUGGCAGCAAGGAGGACGUUUCCUUCCCAGCAUGCAACUCUGUCAGCUUUCGCUGCCGUUUAUGUUUCGAUGUACUUUAACUCCACCAUCUCCAACUCCACCAAGUUACUCAAGCCAGUCCUGGUGUUUGGGUUUGCCAUAGCGGCAGCACUGACAGGGCUGACUCAGAUCACACAGUAUCGCAGCCAUCCUAUCGACGUGUAUGUUGGUUUCCUGAUUGGAGCCUUCAUUGCUGCAUAUCUGGCUCUUCAUGCUGUUGCCAAUUUCAAGUCUUCUGAUGAAUUUGCUCAGGCUACCCCACCUCCCCCUCCAAUGGAAGACCCCUUGCGAGCCCUGACAGAGCGUGGACAUGAGUCAGUUUACAACAAGGGUCCUGCCUCUGCCUCUGAGAGUAAUGAUGAGAUUGCAACGGCUCCUGCACCAAUAGAGCAAUUGGAAGCCCUCAGGCCCCUGCAGAGGGAAAAGGGCUCCAUGGGGAGCCUAAAGAGGGCCAGUGUUGAUGUGGAGCUGCUGGCCCCUCGGAGUCCAAUGGGAAAAGAAACCAUGCUGACUUUCAGUAACACUCUACCGAGAACAAGCAUGAAUGUUAAUGGUGCUCUUGGUAACAAUGAGUUGCAAGGGGAUCCGGUGCCGCCUGCGCAGCCAGUACAACGACGUCUAAAGGCUGUACAGGUACCAUUGGACCCAAUGAGGUCACAGCAGCUUGUUUCAGAGUGGAAGCAGAAAUCUAUUGAAAUGCGAGGCAUUGGAACUCGAGACGAUGUGGAUUGUGAGCCCAGUGAGGACGGUUCUGAAGUAAGCUCUAUAGGGACUGAUGAUGCUGGUUCUCAGGCCCCAAUCUACCAGCCCUCAGUACACGCUGUCAGGGGAGGCUCAGGUCGCAACCCCACCCCUCCUCCAGGUGGCGCCAAAGCUGUGGCAACUCCCAGACCACCACAGAUCCCUGAGGCUGGACCCCCACCAGUGUCCCCAAAAAGUGCCUUGACUAGGGCCAAGUGGCUCGCCAUCCGGGAGAAGACGAGCGGGGAAGGAUCCAGCCGGGGAACUGCAAAUCAGCCACGCCUCAUGCAGGUUAUUGCGAUGUCAAAACAACAGGGUCUCCUUCCUUCCUCAUCUUGCGAGAAAUCCUCUGAGACAACUUCCACCGGUUCUGGAACCUCCUCCAACACAGACUCGCCACAUUGUCGCCAGCCAUCAGACCGCCAGCGAGAUGGACCUGGCAUUAUUACAGUUAAUGCCCACGCCCCCUACCAUCCAGUUGUGCAAACUCCACCUCCUCCACAGGCCCCUCCCCUGGCUGGGAACGGAAAUCCGUGGGAUUGGGCUUCUGUUUCCAAUGGAGAUGACCCACGAGACUCCUACGACCUCAACAAGCUGAACAGGGGAGAUUCAGCUCCCCGUGCUAGCAGCUUUAAUCCACGCCUUUCAGCAUCACCAGUGUCUUCCAUUGACACUGCCUUACAGAUGGAGCUGUCUGCUGAAGCUCAACGCAGGGAAAUGGCCAUGAGACGCAAAACAGCACUAGUUAUGUUGGAUCGAGAAAUCCGGAAUCAGACUGAACAGGAGAACUAUUAUAAGAGCUUGCAGGGUCGGAGGUUCAAGGAUUAACUUGUUACCCUGCAAGAUAAAGGCUUUUCCACAAAAAUGUAUCAAUGUCCCCUUAAAACAACCCAACAGUAAUACACCAAGUACAUGACACAGGAAUUAUGUAAAACCUGAAUGGCAUGACACCUGGACUAAAUUACAUCUCUACAAGAUACAACUGGGCAGUAUGACCAUUGGAUUGUAUGGAACCUGGACUAUAUGACAUCUGCUGUUCUAAGUGCAGUGGCAUCAUUUGGACAGUAAACACCUGGAUGAUAAACUUUGUAAAUAACACAACUCAACAAAACAAGACUGAAUGUUAUGACACUUGCAUUGAAUGACACCUGGACGAUAAAAUAUUUUAAGUUUCUGGACAAUAGCAUCUGUAUACUACAACACAUGAACAGUAGCAAACUCGACAGAAGAUCACAUGGAAUAUACCACCUUUAGAAAAUACAUCUGGACAGAACUACCAACAACACAACCAAUAAUGUAAAGGUGAUUAAUAGCACAAUUAAGGCUGGUUUAUACCAAAUCGUCUGCGUGUGUGUCGUAGUAAACGCAGUUGCGCCACAACAAUUCUGCAAAAAUACACUGGUGCAGCACUACAAAAAUGUAGGUGACCACAGACAGUGCCACAGACAGGAGGCCUCUGAUUGGUCAAAUCUACAUCCGAUCUACACUAUGUGUAUUUCCUGUUUGGGACGGCUUGUUUUGUUUGUAUGACCGCCAUUGUGGAA
Cyprinodon variegatus (sheepshead minnow) is the source of this 3163-nucleotide messenger RNA. RefSeq names its product phospholipid phosphatase related 3 (gene plppr3b). Lineage: Eukaryota; Metazoa; Chordata; Actinopteri; Cyprinodontiformes; Cyprinodontidae. Gene Ontology annotation, biological process: phospholipid dephosphorylation; phospholipid metabolic process; signal transduction. The transcript has 8 exons. The record is from RefSeq and is a predicted model, not a curated record. Gene Ontology annotation, molecular function: phosphatidate phosphatase activity. The coding region runs from base 237 to 2447 and encodes 736 amino acids.